Messenger RNA from Stegodyphus dumicola, 3601 nucleotides. Its product is annotated as BAR/IMD domain-containing adapter protein 2-like. The record is from RefSeq and is a predicted model, not a curated record. Gene Ontology annotation, molecular function: protein binding. Gene Ontology annotation, biological process: plasma membrane organization; actin crosslink formation; actin filament bundle assembly. Gene Ontology annotation, cellular component: nucleoplasm; cytosol. NCBI's taxonomy places the organism in Eukaryota, Metazoa, Arthropoda, Arachnida, Araneae, Eresidae.
UCGGUGUUAUCAGUUAGUGAUGUAUUUGGCUUAUGCUGUCAUCUAUCAGGUAAAAAAUUAGGUGGGUAUUAUUCAGUCUCCUUUUUUGCUGCCCUGAGUAACUGUUUCUGUCAAUCGCGCUGCGUUUCUAAAAGAGUACUGGAGGCUUUCGGAAUUUCGCUUUUUAUUAAACGUUGACAGUGAAAAUUUAAUUGGAUAAAACAAAUCAGUGGAUCAUGGAUACCAGUGAAAACACAGCAAAAAUUGUGGAUAUGACGUACAAGAACAUUAUCGAUGAAUUUGGUCCAUACACAAAACAACUGGUUGCAGCUGGUAGAACAUAUCUAAAGUCUUUGCAUGCAAUGGUAGCUGCAUCUCGCAAUUACACUGAAGCCCUCGCAAAAAUGGCCUCUCUCGCCAGCAACAGUACACUCAGUGGUUCUAGGGAUAUAGGUUCUACAUUGUAUAAUAUAGUUGAUGUUAAUAAAGAAAUUUUAGCACAGCAGUCAAAUAUUAUAAAGAGCUUAGAAUUUGAUUUCUUGGAACCAAUGGAAAUAGCUGCUGAGAAAGACACAAAACUUGUUGGGAGGGAACAAAAGAGAUUUCAGCAGUUAUAUAAAGGGCGUCGAGAAGCAUAUAUGAAAUGUGUGACAACGCUCAAGAAAACUAGAAGAAAAAAGAAUAUUAAUACAGAUAAGCAGCUCUCUCAUAUGAAAAUGCUGGAAAGUGCCAAAGAAAGAUUAGAAGUAUUCUGUAAUGAUAGUCUGAAAGAGGCAAUUAUUCAAGAACGAGUCAUGUAUGGAACAGUCCUAGAACGCCAGUGUGCCUUAAAUAGGCAGUUUCUAAUCUAUCAUACUAAGGGAUGUGAAAUUUUGGAAGAACAAUUACCCCAGUGGGAAUCUAUUGCUGAGACAAGAGACAAGUUACCAGAGUCCUGUUAUGCGGCUGUAAAAAAUGGACCUGAGCCUUUACCUGGAAGUAUAGAGAAUCCUUAUUCUUUGGAUAGUAUGCUGGAUGUAGUGAUUCGAAAUAAUUCAAUAGCACGAAGUUAUGGUAAAAAAGAUAGAGAUUCUCUUCUGUCACAUACUUUAAGGUUACAGUGUUCAGAAGAUAACAUUUAUGCUAGACCAAUUGUUCGAGCAAAGUCAGAAUAUUGCCUUCCAACUAAUUCAUCUCCUCCUACACUUACUGAUGCUAGUCGAAAGAGGUACAGUCGAGUAAUUCAAUAUAAUGGUGAUGGACAGACUAGUUAUGCCAAAGCACUUUACAAUUAUGAGCCAACUGGGGAUCAUCAACUAGCGCUAAGGGAGGGCGAUAUUAUAGAAUAUAUUACUGAAGAAAAUACAACUGGCUGGCAAUUUGGAGACAAUUUAACAACUGGAAGAUCAGGAUGGUUUCCAGUAUCCUACACAGAACCUGUAAAAGAUCCUUCAAGAUAUCUAUUGAAUGGAGGCUGUCCAAAUGUAAAUCCACCACCUCCUCCACCUGCCACUAUAGGAUCAGUGAGGUCAAAACUGAGUAAUCCACAGGAAGGGAGUGAGUAUGCAACACUAACUCGUUCAACAAAAAAACUCCUUCCAGUUGAUCCCCCAAUAGUUAGUACUUCUGUUAUUGAAAAUGGAACAUUGAAAUCCAAGCAUUAUGCAUCUCAUCCUGAUAUUUAUGCAGCAGCAUCAUCUUCUAUAGGCCAAAGCAAUGGAAAAGUAUACCAUAAUGGGCAAUACCUGCCUUCUAUGCGAUUAUAGAUAGAUUAUCAUCUUUUCUAAUAUAUGAUGAAUUAAUUACUUAAUAUCUGAUAAUUCUGUAUGUUUCUGUAAAUAUGAUUUUAACAUAUAAUAUAAAUUUUGUAUGAUUUUCUCUGGUCUGUUCUUGUAUUAGCCAAGAGACUGAAAAGUUUUUAAAUAUAAAUAUAUGUAUAUAGUGUAAUAAUGGAGAUGUACUGAUUUUUUGAAUGUAUGGAAUGAGCUUGUUUUUGCUGUAGUUUAUAUUAAAGGUAGCCAAAAAAGAGAGCAAGAUUUUCUAAUUAUGCUUUUGUAUUUAUUACAGACAUAUGUAAUAAAGAUAAUUAAUUUUAGAAAUGUUUCCUAAAAGAAUAUGAAUAGUCUUCAGUCUGUCUCAUGCGUAGUGAAAAUAAUAGUAAUUUAUUUUUAGAUAACCAAAUUUCAAUAUUUUCAUGAAUUCAUUGAAAGUCUCAGUUUUUGUGGUGCUAAAUGGUUGGUAUUUAUCAAACAUUUAAUAGAAUUCAAAUUAUGUUAUUUUCAUAUACUGUCUCAUUGUUUGGGAGAGGAGAAUUAUCUUGAUUGUAAUUACAUGUCACAUUUAUGCCUACAUAAUUAGCUAUACCAUUUUGAAUCUAUUUGGUGCUGUUUGUUGAAAUGUGAUGUAUAAAAAUUCGUUUUUUAAUUCACAAAUAUUAAAAUACAAAAAAAAAAAAAAAAAAAAAAAGCAUUAAAAUAGUAUAAUAGUACUUAUUUAUUUGUCAAGAUAGUGUUGAAGGAUCUGUAUAACUUCUUAAUUGUUGUACUGGCAAGUAUUUUUCGUAUUCUUGUGCAACUACUUUAUAAAAUCUUUUAUUAAAUUGUACUACAGGAAGAAGAAAGAGAAUUUUAUUAAAUUUUGUUAAUAAUUAAUUUUAUGUUAUUUUAAUAAAAAAAUACUUUAAAUUUAUGUAAACUCUAAAAAAUCUCAUUAUCAUAGUUUUUUCCUUUUCUCGUGCAAUAAGAUUCAUUUUCAUUAUUUAAAAAGAAAUAUAAAUUUCUGUAAAUAAAAUGUUUUUGAAAAUAUUUACCCUUCUUCUUUGUUUAUAUAUAGUAUAUAUUUUUGCUUUAUUUGAAUUUUAUUAUAAAACACAAUUAUGUAAGAAAAAACAUUCUAUAGGGAAACUGAAGUCAGUAUGUCUAAGAUACGUUAAUUAUAUAUUGAGUAAAAAUUCAGUCAGUGUUUUAAGUCUGUAUAUUAAGUUUUUCAUUCUGUAAUCAUUGAAAAAAGAAACUCAGUUGAAAUAUAUUUUUAAAAGUGCUCUAUACUGUUAUGAUUAAAAAUGCCUUAAAAAUUAAUGUAGAUGAUAAUGCAAUCCAUUCGUAGGUAUCUGUAGAAUAUAUUUAUCUGUAGCUCUUCUAAUGAAAUGUUUUAAACACUAAUGAAAUUUUAAAUUGACAUGUGAAUAUAUAUAUCUUUAUUAUCAUAUACGUUUAAUGAUUUUAAUAUUGCAAAAAUGAUAGAUUUUUUUAUAUUUAAAAAGAGAAGUUCAUUUUUUUAAUAUCGGCACAAUAUUUCUUAGUAGAGUGUUAAAAAAUUAUUACUUACCAUUAUUAGCAAUAUGAAUAUUUCAUAUUUUGGCGUAUAGUUUUAACCUUGUUAAAAUAGAUCUUCAGCGCUGCAUUAAUAACAAACAUGUAUCUGUGCAGAAUAUUAUAUUAUGUAUAUUAUACAAAAUAUUAUAUAAUAUAUAUUUUAUAUGUGCAAAAUAAUGUGUGUUUAUAAUCUCUUUGUGAAUUUUAACAAUUUUGAUAAAAAGAAUUCAUUAUAUAGAUGCAAAGGAAUAUUUAUGUAUACAAUGUUACUUCUGAACCAAAUGUAUCUCAAGUGAGAUUUAAUUGAAUAAAUGAUUUAUAAACUGAAA